Molecule: messenger RNA, 3063 nt
Organism: Pterocles gutturalis (yellow-throated sandgrouse)
Lineage: Eukaryota; Metazoa; Chordata; Aves; Pterocliformes; Pteroclidae
Gene: XRN2
Product: 5'-3' exoribonuclease 2
Exons: 32
Coding region: 1-3063 (1020 amino acids)
Biological process (GO): nuclear-transcribed mRNA catabolic process
Cellular component (GO): nucleus
Molecular function (GO): 5'-3' RNA exonuclease activity; RNA binding
Source: RefSeq, a predicted model, not a curated record
AUGCAGGCGUGGCUGGUGAAAGGUAACCUGGGGGUCUGGAAACCCUUCGUCUCCAUGGAACCCUGUUUCCAAGUGGGUCGGUUCCGUGACCCUGGGCUCAGGAAAGCCGGUGCCACCAGAAGGGCAGGUUCUGAGAUAGGCUGGGCCCCUUGUGGGUGUCACAGCAGCCACAAGAGCGCUUGUGCCAUCCUGCGGGACACGGUGGAAGCCUUUGAUAUCUUUCGAGUCACAGUUGGCUCCGGGAAGAGGUUUGAUGAAAGAUCGAGUAGAAGGCAAGGCGAGCGUCUCCUCCUGCUAUCUGGUGCUAAAGAGUGCAAUGGCGUCAAGGCUCCCAUUGACACCAGCAAACCGAACCCGAACGAGGUGGAGUUUGAUAACCUCUAUUUGGACAUGAAUGGUAUCAUUCACCCCUGUACGCAUCCGGAAGACAAGCCAGCGCCCAAAAAUGAAGAUGAAAUGAUGGUUGCGAUUUUUGAGUAUAUUGACAGGAUCUUCAACAUUGUAAGGCCACGGCGACUGCUUUACAUGGCUAUAGACGGAGUGGCUCCACGUGCAAAAAUGAAUCAACAGCGGUCAAGAAGAUUCAGAGCAUCAAAGGAGGGCAUGGAAGCUGCUGAAGAGAAGCAAAAAAUAAGACAAGAAAUUCUGGCAAAAGGUGGCAUUCUUCCUCCAGAAGAAGUGAAAGAGAGAUUUGACAGCAACUGUAUUACCCCAGGAACUGAGUUUAUGGACAAUCUUGCGAAAUGUCUCCGCUAUUACAUUGCUGACCGUCUGAACAGUGACCCAGGGUGGAAAAAUUUAACAGUCAUUUUAUCUGAUGCUAGUGCUCCUGGUGAAGGUGAACAUAAAAUCAUGGAUUACAUUAGAAGACAGAGAGCUCAACCAAACCAUGACCCAAACACCCAUCACUGUCUGUGUGGGGCUGACGCUGAUCUGAUUAUGCUUGGGUUAGCUACACACGAACCAAACUUCACUAUAAUUAGGGAAGAGUUUAAACCAAAUAAACCCAAGCCGUGUGGUCUGUGUAACCAGAUGGGUCAUGAGGUUAAGGAUUGCCAAGGUUUGCCCAGAGAAAAACAAGGCAAGCACGAUCAGUUUGCAGACAGUCUUCCUAUCUCCGAACAAGAAUUUAUCUUCAUCCGAUUAUGUGUUUUGCGAGAGUAUUUGGAAAGAGAACUCACUAUGGCCAGCUUGCCUUUCACUUUUGAUUUUGAAAGAAGUGUUGAUGACUGGGUCUUUAUGUGCUUCUUUGUGGGAAAUGACUUUCUUCCUCAUCUACCAUCUUUGGAGAUCAGGGAGGGAGCAAUUGAUCGCUUGGUUAACAUAUAUAAAAAUGUGGUGCACAAGACUGGGGGGUACCUCACAGAAAGUGGUUUUGUCAACCUGCAGCGAGUCCAGAUGAUCAUGUUAGCCGUUGGAGAAGUUGAAGAUAGUAUUUUCAAAAAAAGAAAAGAUGACGAUGAUAACUUUAAAAGACGGCAAAAAGAAAAAAGGAAAAGAAUGAAGAGGGAUCAGCCUUCUUUCAUUCCUGGUGGGCAGUUUUCCCCGCAAGCUCUGGGAAAUCGAUCUAGUCCUCAGGCAAUCAGUAACCCUAGGCAAGCUGCCUUUGAGAUGAGAAUGCACGACAGACAGAACUCUACAACUUCAUCUCCAAAUACCAGCUUCACUUCUGAUGGCAGCCCAUCCCCGGCAGGAGGAAUUAAGCGAAAAGCUGAAGACAGUGACAGUGAACCUGAGCCAGAGGAUAAUAUCAGGUUAUGGGAAACCGGUUGGAAACAGCGCUACUAUAAAAACAAAUUUGAUGUUGAUGCAUCUGAUGAGAAAUUCCGUCGUAAAGUUGUACAGUCCUACGUAGAAGGGCUUUGCUGGGUUCUCAGAUACUAUUACCAGGGCUGUGCCUCCUGGAACUGGUAUUACCCUUUCCACUAUGCUCCCUUUGCUUCCGACUUUGAGGGUAUUGCGGACAUGCCUUCAGAUUUUGAGAAAGGCUCAAAACCGUUUAAGCCUCUUGAACAACUUAUGGGAGUAUUUCCAGCUGCAAGUGGAAAUUUUCUGCCACCAACGUGGAGGAAGCUCAUGACAGAUCCGGAAUCAAGCAUAAUUGACUUCUACCCUGAAGAUUUUGCUAUUGAUUUAAACGGGAAGAAAUAUGCUUGGCAAGGUGUUGCGUUAUUGCCAUUUGUUGAUGAGCGACGCCUUAGAGCUGCCCUGGAAGAAGUCUAUCCAGACCUCACCCCUGAAGAAAGCAGGAGAAAUAGCCUCGGUGGGGAUGUUCUCUUUGUUGGAAAACACCAUCCGCUUUGUGACUUCAUUGUAGAGCAGUACAAGACCAAAAAUACCGAGCCAGUGGAUAUACCGCCAGAGCUGUGCCAUGGAAUCCAGGGAAAGCUGACGCUGAAUGACAACGCCGUUCUUCCAGACCAGACGGUGGAGUCACCUGUUCCAAUGCUGCGUGAUCUUACACAAAAUUCUGCAGUCAGUAUCUCAUUCAAAGAUCCACAGUUUGAUGAAGACUUUGUUUUCAAGGCUGUAGUGUUACCUGGUGCAAAGAAACCUGCUCCAGUUCUGAAGCCAGGAGACUGGGAAAAAACCAACAACGAUGGCAGGCCUUGGAGACCGCAGCUGAAUUUUAAUCGGGACAGAAAACCAGUCCAUUUGGACCAGUCAGCGUUCAGAACCUUAGGCCAUACGAUGCCAAAAAAAAUGUAUGCCAAUGCCGUACCUCUCGGAGCUUAUGGGAGCCCAUACGCCAGGCCGCUUCUGGGUGGACAGCAGCAGAUUCCUAGGUUGUUGUCAAAUCUCAGACCCCAGGAGUCUUGGCGAGGUCCGACACCCCUGUUUCCACAGACCCCGCAAAGAACCGCCGGGGCUGCUCCUCUGCUCGCCUGGAACCGCAUGCUGCAGUCCCAAAACCAGUACCCGCCCAGUCAGUACCAGGGGCUGGGCGGACCCAUGGGUUACCCGCAGAGACCCGAAGAUCAGAUGGACAGGGGAAGACAGGCAUACAGCCCUGGGAGGCCCUACCCGCUACCACCGCCCGCAGGAAGAUACAGCUGGAAUUAG